This is a messenger RNA of Panthera uncia (snow leopard), 1236 nucleotides long. Its product is annotated as sterile alpha motif domain-containing protein 1-like. The record is from RefSeq and is a predicted model, not a curated record. Bases 1 to 1236 code for a protein of 411 amino acids. NCBI's taxonomy places the organism in Eukaryota, Metazoa, Chordata, Mammalia, Carnivora, Felidae. The transcript has 3 exons.
AUGACGCGCGAGCCAAGGGCUGAGGGGGCCACCGCGGGCGGGCGGGCGAGCCGGCCGGGAGGCGAGCGGCACGCAGGAGAUCCUCUCCGGCCCCGCCUGGAACGCACCAGGCUGCAAAGAGAACAGGCUGAGUUAGGACCCCGGCCGCUGCCCGGGGCCGUGCGGAGCGCCGGGAGGCUCCGCCAGCCCCGCAGAGCGGCCCCCCCGGGCACGCUGCCCCAGCAGGGCGCCGCCCGCCGUCCCCACGGCCCGCGGACCCCGGCCCGCCCGCCCCCCGACCGCGCACCCGAGCCGCCGGCUUCGUGCUCGCGCCGCUCGCCGGGAAGGGGUCUGCGCCGGCACCGCGGAGGCACGGAUUACUCAGCAGAUAAGGCAGGCUUCCUGCGCCCUCCACAACUUUCUAAUUGCAACCGACACACGGCCGCCUGGGAACGUGGUCCCCGCUUCCCAGAGCGCCGCCUCGCCUCUUUCCUUCGCCCUCCUAGUGGACGUCUUCCCGUGGAUCCUGCCCUUCCCAGCACCCACCCCCCACAGCCCAGCGAGCCGACUCCGCUACGCAGUGCUCCCUUCUCUUCCCUCCCCCUCCAGACUCUCCUUCCCUGGCCGGCUUCAGGUCCCUUAAGUCCCGCGCCCCUGAGGGACCACAACAACCACAUCCUACUCCGCCUCUGUCCGUGGUCACAGCUGACGCGCAAGAUCGCGCUCCAUCCUUUCUCCAGCCUUCUUCCCUGGGGGACUGGAAACGGAAGGCUAAGGGUUCUCGUCUGCAAAGUUUGGCGAACGGACCUUCUCUCCAGCCUUCCCGGCCCCAGCUCGAGGCUCUUCCCGGGCACCAGAGGUGGGGGGCGCGGCACCCAGCAGAGCCCCCCGACCGUUCUCCGGAGGCAGCUGCUAACUGUUGCAGUGCGGAGCGGAGAGGAGGCGUGCGAGCCGGGGCUGGGCAGGGUGGGGGUCGCGGCUCCCGCCAGGGGGGCCUGCGCAGGCCGCGGGAGCCGUCCUGCCCGCGGGCGUCCCGGGCCCCCGGCGGCCCGGAGCCUGCAGCCGCACCCCGUCCCUUACCUGGGGCCACCGGCUGGCUGCGGGGAGGGAGCCCCCGCCGCGCGGCUGCAGUGGCGGCUGCAGAAGGCGCGGAGUGAAGGGGCCGGAGACCGAGCCUCGCCGCCGCCGCCGCCGCCGCCGCCGCCGCCGCCGCUUCGGGGAGCUCAGCUCGCAGCCUAUUGCCAGAGAGGCCGGUGA